This is a messenger RNA of Drosophila pseudoobscura, 1052 nucleotides long. RefSeq names its product obstructor-G (gene obst-G). The transcript is spliced from 2 exons. Lineage: Eukaryota; Metazoa; Arthropoda; Insecta; Diptera; Drosophilidae. Bases 17 to 871 code for a protein of 284 amino acids. Gene Ontology annotation, molecular function: chitin binding. Gene Ontology annotation, cellular component: extracellular region. The record is from RefSeq and is a predicted model, not a curated record.
GAUAGCGAAACGCAAUAUGAAGCUUCUAGGAGUGCUGUGGACACUUUGCCUUCUAUACAAAACUUCACUGGCUCGAAUACAAGACGGCUUCUCGUUUAAGACCUCCAUAUGUGAUGGUAAGAAUGGGGGUCUUUUACCCAUGUAUGGAACGUGUAGGGGAUACUAUGUGUGUCUUGAUGGGAACGCUGUGAUCGGAUCCUGCGACGGAAGCACAUUGUUUAAUCCCAAGACUUUACAUUGCGAUGAUGCCGUAGACGUAGACUGCAUAUUCGAGGCCAAGCCAAAUAAUUACAACGAUGGAUCGAACUCGGAGAGUGGGGAGGAUGAGGAGCCUCAGGAAAUUGAUUCCCCACCCACGCGGAGACCGUCAAAGCAGCAGAGACCUGUGGCAAAACAACUUUUGGAUACAUUUAACAGAGUGUGCGCCGGUAAGAAAGAUGGUGUGACUCUGGCAAAAGAAGGCUCUUGCAGUGAGUACAUUGUCUGCGAGUCGAAGCAGCCGCAUCUUCGCGUUUGUCCUACCAAUCAGCAUUUUAGUCCCACUCGCCGGAUCUGUAUGAAGCCGAAAGAUGCCAAGUGUCUUGUGGGCCAUGAAAAUCAUCAACUAGAAGAGCCAGCCACAUCCGCCGGGGUCUGCCCUGAAGAAAAAGAGAACUCUUUGGUUGCUCACCAGAAAGAUUGUGGAAAGUUUUUACUUUGCAGCAACAUGAUGUUCCUGGUAAUGGAUUGUCCCAUUGGUUUGCAUUUCAAUUCCAAAACGUCGCGUUGCGACUAUCCCAAGAUCGCGAAAUGUCAAGUGAAGGAAAAAGGAAAUAAAGCUGCUUCAAAGACAAAAACUUCAGCACGUAAACCUAAAAAUCGUCGCUUGUAACAAUUGCAUGCAAAUAAAAAAAUGUGGUACAUACAUACAUAUAUGUAUAUAAUCAUAUAUAUCCUACUAUAAGUAUCACCUAUUUCUGUAUCCUCAAAGCUUACCCGUAGAUUAAGCUAAAGCUUGUUAAUUAUAAGAAGCAAGAGAAAAGUAAAUAUAAAAUAGAAACACAAAAAAUGUA